AAGCCUCAUUCUGGGCGGAUUUUUAGAGGAUGGGAGUGGACGGAAGCCCAGUCCGCGACCUGGCAUUCUCUGCCGCUUAUAAGUUUAAGACAAGGAGUGGUGUUAAGAGGGCGGUGGUGUGCUGCUGGUGCCGUAUUUGACAUGGAUUUAUGCUAAUCAGAACGGUGACACGGGCCGCAGCGCCUGUGUGUGUGCUGGCGCAAGGCUGCAAGCUAAUUGGUGCCUGCCUAGGAGGGCCAGAGCUGCUGGUCAGGACGGCCAACAAGACAACACCACUGAAAUCCUGAAAUAUUAAGAAAUUAUAUGAAAUUCAGCUUAGAAGCAAAAGAGAUUGAGGUCAAAAUAACAAGUACCUGAGAACCACAUCCCUUGCCGUUUCGUAGCGUUUACGUCCCGCCUGCAUCACAACAUGCCCAAGUACUACUGUGACUACUGCGACACCUACCUCACGCACGACUCGCCAUCAGUGCGCAAAACACACUGUCAGGGACGCAAGCACAAGGAGAAUGUCAAGAUUUACUACCAGAAGUGGAUGGAGGAGCAGGCGCAGUCCCUAAUUGAUGCCACAACUGCUGCCUUCAAGGCUGGCAAGAUCCCCAAAGGAGCUGCCAUCCCACCACCCUCCGCCAUGCAGGGUGGAGGACCAGGCGGUCCGGGUGGCCCCGGAGGACCAGGGGGACCCGGCCCACAGAACAUGGGUGGGCCAGGAGGGCCACCACGGGGGCCUGGCAUGGGUAGCAUGGGACCACCAGGCAUGGCAGGGGCCAACAUGCCCGGCAACAUGGGCAUGCCUCCCAUGGGGCCGCGUGGACCAAUGAUGGGGCCGCCCAUGAUGGGCGGACCACCCGGACCAGGGAUGCCCCCAGGGAUGAUGCCAGGGAUGCGGCCGCCGAUGGGAGGGCCGAUGGGACCAAUGAUGAUGGGGCCGGGUGGGAUGCGGCCUCCAAUGAUGGCCGGCCCGCCACAGAUCCGACAAUAACCCCAGUGUCUGUGUCUGUGACCCCACUCCUCCUCCUCCGUCUCCUCGUUUGAUUUGUAUGUUUUGAAGAAAGAUAUUUUGAGUCACUAGGUGUGUAAGAUUAAAGGUUUUUU
Messenger RNA from Portunus trituberculatus (swimming crab), 1092 nucleotides. It is a transcript of the gene snRNP-U1-C, whose product is annotated as U1 small nuclear ribonucleoprotein C-like. Gene Ontology annotation, biological process: mRNA 5'-splice site recognition; mRNA splicing, via spliceosome; spliceosomal snRNP assembly. NCBI's taxonomy places the organism in Eukaryota, Metazoa, Arthropoda, Malacostraca, Decapoda, Portunidae. Gene Ontology annotation, cellular component: nucleus; U1 snRNP. The record is from RefSeq and is a predicted model, not a curated record. Gene Ontology annotation, molecular function: zinc ion binding; pre-mRNA 5'-splice site binding. The transcript is spliced from 7 exons. Bases 410 to 979 code for a protein of 189 amino acids.